CUUCAGGUUCAGUGAUGAGGUUGUGGUUAAUGAUCUCUGGUUCUGGAUGGAGGAGAAUUUUACACAAACCCAGAAACCCUUCACCCUUACUCUCCGCCGCGGCUCAGAUGGCCACAGAUUCGUCCUGGUUGUCUCCAGCAGAGAGGGAGCAGCUGCUGAUGGAGCUGAAGGCGACAGGGUGGGUGGAGCUGGAGGAGAGAGACGCCCUGUAUAAAGAACUUCACUUCAAAACAUUUAACCAGGCGUUUGGCUUCAUGUCUCGAGUGGCUCUUCAGGCAGAGAAGAUAAACCACCACCCGGAGUGGUUUAAUGUCUAUAAUAAGGUACAGAUCACGCUGACCACUCACGACUGUGGAGGACUAUCCAAAAAAGAUGUCCGGCUCGCCAAGUUCAUUGACAAGGUUGCACUGACGAUGUAGAGCUGUGGAGCGGCUGUAGAGCUCUGGAUCAACUGUAGAGCUGUGGAUCAGCUGUUGUGCUGUGCAUCUUCUGUAGCACAGAGUCUUCUGAACACUCUGUGUUAAUUUAGCGCUUAAAGCUAAUUGCUGCCCUCACGGAAUGCCUGCUUUUCACCUGUAAAUAAACCCAUUCCCACCCCCCCUCCCGAGCAAGUGAAUUUCUACACCAGCUUGAACUUCUGAACCUCUGAGGAUCUCCAGUGUUUCAGCAAUUAUUGAUUUAUAGUUAGAUAUUCUGAUUUAUGUUAAAAGGACUGAAUUUAUACACAACAGAAAUAAAAAAAAUGCAAAAUGUA
Astyanax mexicanus (Mexican tetra) is the source of this 754-nucleotide messenger RNA. RefSeq names its product pterin-4-alpha-carbinolamine dehydratase 2. Gene Ontology annotation, biological process: tetrahydrobiopterin biosynthetic process. Gene Ontology annotation, molecular function: 4-alpha-hydroxytetrahydrobiopterin dehydratase activity. The record is from RefSeq and is a predicted model, not a curated record. Lineage: Eukaryota; Metazoa; Chordata; Actinopteri; Characiformes; Acestrorhamphidae. The transcript is spliced from 4 exons. The coding region runs from base 15 to 419 and encodes 134 amino acids.